Saccostrea cuccullata (small rock oyster) is the source of this 468-nucleotide messenger RNA. RefSeq names its product fibrinogen-like protein 1. The transcript is spliced from 3 exons. The record is from RefSeq and is a predicted model, not a curated record. Lineage: Eukaryota; Metazoa; Mollusca; Bivalvia; Ostreida; Ostreidae. Bases 1 to 468 code for a protein of 155 amino acids.
AUGAUUCAAUAUAUUGACCAAAAUAUUUUUAUUAAAAAAGGUAACGAUGCAAUUCACACUUUGACUAAAAAAGGGAACCAGGCGCUACGGAUUGAGCUCCAGCGUUUUACUGGAGAAAAGGUUUUUGCUCAAUACUCAACGUUUUCCAUCGCGGAUGAGGAUAGUUACCACAAACUCCUGGUGUCUGGUUAUUCAGGAAUAGCUGGAGGUGAAGUUAUAAAGGUAACAGUUUGGGUUAUUCACAAGAACAAAAGAUUUGCUACUAAGGACAGUGAGGUCGUCUAUUCUGGACGAUAUUGUGCAAGAGAGCGUCAUGGUGCCUGGUGGUACUAUAUUUGUAGUUACUCAAAUCUAAACGCAAAAUAUGGAGACGUUGGAGAAAAGGGACCAGGAUAUGUUGUAUGGUAUCACUGGACAGGAGGCGAGUCGCUUAAAGAAAUCAUGAUGAUGAUUAGAGAAACUCCUUAA